AUGACAACCACAGCUGCUUCCCCUACCGACACGCCGUUGUCGGACUACUUUAGCAACAUGGACUCCCCGUUGGGGGGAGAUCCCUUUGCCGCGUGGGAUGCCGACUUGCACCCUUCAGAAUAUGGCGAUCAGUCGGGCUUUUGCGCAUCCCAUGCAUCCUUCAGUGACGAUGACGACGAUGACGAUGAUGCACACUCCCUGUCCAGCCAUGAAGAUGAUGAUGACGAUGACUGGAACAUUGUCUACGCUGCCUCCUUUACCGUCGUGGCAUCUGCUCAAAAUGGCGGUUGCUGUAGUACUACUACCACCAAACGACGCUCCAGUUUGACCGCCAUGACGAGCAGUACCACCAGUUCCACCACCCUCAGUAGUUCGACUUCGACCGACUGUAUGCCGGCUGCCAUGACCCGUCGCGACUCCAAAGUACGCUUUAGCGAACAACCACCGCAAGUCAACUGCUACGAAACCUGCAGUCGCGAUCAACAUUCGGAUCUGUGGUUUAGUGUGCAUGAAUUGCAAAAGAACAUUUGCGAACUGCGAUUGGAAUCCAACAAUAACAACAACAACAAUAGCAGCAGCAAGCCAUUGGCAACCACAGCUCCUACUCGAUCUCGAUCGGCAUGA
Molecule: messenger RNA, 624 nt
Organism: Seminavis robusta
Lineage: Eukaryota; Bacillariophyta; Bacillariophyceae; Naviculales; Naviculaceae
Source: the annotation of a GenBank genome assembly